Exophiala spinifera is the source of this 279-nucleotide messenger RNA. RefSeq lists its product as uncharacterized. The transcript has a single exon. The record is from RefSeq and is a predicted model, not a curated record. Bases 1 to 279 code for a protein of 92 amino acids. Lineage: Eukaryota; Fungi; Ascomycota; Eurotiomycetes; Chaetothyriales; Herpotrichiellaceae.
AUGACGGUGUUUCUCUAUCCGACUCUGGUGCUACUGCUACUCUUGGUGGCGUCGAGCAUGGCGCUUCCACCGCGCCAACAGCACUACCUUACCACUCAAGACAACACACCAACUUGGGCCAACGAGGCCAGUCCUGCAUCGAUACAUCACAAUAUACACCCAGACGAGGCACUGCCAGUCGCAGAAGCGGCAUUGAGCGUAGCCACGGAUUUUGAUCAGACUAUAGACCUUCCGUCGGCACCGACAAGUUCGUUGCCGUUGUUACAGCGCGACUGGUGA